AUGGACAACAGGACACCCGAUUUUGAGACCCAGUUGCUCGACAACUUCGAGGCAGUCUCAGAAGUAGUCGCCAGUGCAGGUACUACCAGCCGGGUGGAGCUUUGUUGGUAUUAUGCCACCCUUACGUUUAGGCGAUUCGGGCACAUGGCUAGGAUCCGAGAUCUCGAAGAAGCUAUUGAAAAGGCGAAAUGGGCACUCCAAGGGACAAGUCCAGAGCAUCAAAGCUAUGCAAAUAGACUUUACGUUUUUGGUAUUAUGCUUCAUACACGAUACGAACAAACAGGGAGGACUGGGGACUUGGAAGAGGCUAUCCGAAUAUCCUAUCAGGCAGUUCAGAUCACACCUGAAGGUCAUCCGAACUUCGUGGUUUUUUUGAGCUUCUUGGGAAACAGCCUUGGAAGUCGGUAUGAACUGAAACACGAUACAGAGGACCUGGAAAAUGCGAUCCGAACUUCUCGUCAGGUGAUUGAGAUGACACCUAAAGACUCUCUUCAUUUUGCGGCGUGGUUGAACAAUUUAGCAAUCAACCUUUUAAGAAAAUUCGAUCGACUGAAUAAUAUUGCAGAUUUGGAAGAAGCAAUCCACCUCUCUCGUCAGUCUGUUCAGAUCACGCCAAAGAACCACCUAGACCUCUCUUCUCGGUUGAACAAUUUGGGAAUAAACCUCUCAAGGAAAUAUGAACGUCUAGGAAAUCUAGACGAUCUUAAAGAAGCGAUUCAAUUCUCUCGCCAGGCAGUCCACAUCGCUCCUAAAGACCAUCCUGAUCUUGCUGCUUGGUUGAUCGACUUAGGAAAUAAGCUGAUAACACAACACCAUAUCCGACAAAACUGUGUUGAAAAGAUUGAGGAUCUUGAAGAGGCAAUUCAACUAUAUCGUCAGGCAGCAGAAAUUAUGCCAGACCACCAUCCCAAACUCGCUGCCUUGUUGAACAAUUUAGGCAUCGGGCUUCAGAGCCAAUUUCAGAACACCGGGAAAAUGGAAGAACUUGAAGAAGCGAUUCAAGUCUCUCGCCGCGCAGUUCACAUUACGCCUCAAGGACAUCCCGAUCUAGCUGCUCGGCUCAGUAAUUUAGGAUCACGGCUCACAACGAGAUACGAACGUCUAGCAAGGAUAGAGGAUCUUGAAGAGGCGAUACAUCUCUCUUAUCAGUCAAUUCGGACAAUGCCCCUACACCAUCGUGAUCUUGCGACUCGGUUUAGUGGUCUAGGGACGCAGCUCACAAAGAGAUAUAAACGCCUGGGCAAGAAAGAUGAUCUAGAAGAGGCAAUCAGUCUCUCUCGUCAGUCAAUUCAGAAUACGCCUCAAGAUCAUCCCAAUAUUCCUUCUCGGUUCUAUACUCUAGCAACUAGCCUAAUGGCAAGAUAUGAGAACCUAGGGAAGAUAGAGGAUCUUGAAGAGGCGAUACAUCUCUCUUAUCAGUCAAUUCGGACCAUACCUCAACACCACCCUGAUCUUGCGACUUAUUAUGAUGGUCUAGGGACACAGCUUGCAAGGAGACAUGAACGCCUAGGGAAGAUAGAAGAUCUAGAAGAGGCAAUCAGUCUCUCUCGUCAGUCAAUUCAGACUACUCCUCAUGAUCACCCUGAUCUACCUGCUCGGUUACAAAAUCUGGCGGGUAUGCUCAGAGGUCAAUAUGAUUACACGGCAAAGAUUGACCUACUAGAAGAGGCAAUUGACUUAUCUCGUCAAGUUAUUAAGAUCAUGCCUCAAGGUCAUCCGGAUCUCCCAGGAACUCUGAAUGAACUUGGACAGGGACUAAAGAGAAAAUUCGAACGAAUGGGCAUUGAUAUCACACCUUUGGACCACCCCAAUCUUGGCUCUUGGUUGAUUAACCUAGGAAGUGGGCUUAGGGUCCGAUUCCAGCAUACAGGGAGACUGGAAGACCUCGAAGAGGCGAUCCAGGUAUCUCAAAGGGCAAUUCACGUCACACCCUAUGAUCAUCCUAAGAUCGCAAUCUUCUUGAAUGACCUGGGAAAUCAUUUUCAUAGUCGAUAUUCACGCACAAGACAUAUUGAUGAUCUGGAAGAGGCAAUUCGUCUCUCUCGAAACGCAAUGGCUGUCAAGCUGACACCUGAAACCCAUACCGAGUCUGCACUCCUGCUGAAUAAUUUGGGAAUCAAGCUCGAAACGCGGUAUCAACAUACAGGAAUGAUAGGGGACCUAGAAGAGGCCAUCUGCCUCUUCCGCCGAGCAGUUCAUAUCACGCAAGACCAUCAAAAUCUUGCAAUUUGGUUAGAAAGCUUGGGAUCUAGCCUUUCGAUCCGAUAUCAAUACACAGACAAGAUAGAAGACUUGGAAGAGUCGAUCCAGUACUCUAGGAGGGCAAUUCAGAUCACGCCGAACGACCAUCCCAGUCUCGCUGCUCGGUUAUGCAACUUAGGCAUCAGCCUUUUGAGCAGAUAUGAACGAACAUCCAAAAUGGAAGACCUAGAAAAGUCGAUUGAAGUCUCUCGCCAUGCAGUCGAAAUCACGUCAGCUCCUCCUUUAACACGAAUCCGGGCUACCUCUCAUGCCUUGAAGGUACUUCACAAGAGGGGAGACUACACCAGCGCUUAUACAGUAUCUAAAGAGGCUAUCGGUUUCCUUUCUCUCUUACACAACAGAUCACUGGACCUCCAAGAUCAACAAUACAUUCUCUCGCUUUUCUCCGGCUUGGCUUCCCAUGCCUGCUCUCUUGCAAUUCAAAUAGGAAAGCCCCCUGCUAAGGCUUUGGAACAUUUGGAGCAAGGACGUGGAGUUAUCCUAGGUCUUCUUAUGGAUGAUAGGGGUGACACAUCUGAGUUAAAGGCGGCAAAUCCCGCUUUGUGUGCACAGUAUGAGCGGCUCCGCUUCGAAAUCAAUGCUCCUGUCGAUAUCAUCGAGCCUCCACAUAGGAUAGACUCAUCAUCUGAAAAAAGAGAAAAGAUCUUCAAGGAACUCGAAGAAUGCAUUCAUGACAUCCGACAACUUCCUGGGUUUAGCUCAUUCCACAAGGGUCCUACUGCGGAGCAAAUGAAAAGCAUAUCUCAUGAUGGCAACAUUAUCAUUGUGAAUGUCACUACCAUACGAAGCGAUGCUAUUGUUAUUUCUUCUGGUGGCUUUAGCUUCAUCUCUCUGCCUUGCAUGAUUGCGGGCCAGGCACAAAGAUGGGUCAAUGAGAAUUUUGAUGCGGCUUUACAAAAUGAACGUGGCAAGAAAAACAAAGCCUACCUCAAGUUCUUAGACUGGCUUUGGAAUGGGUGUGUAAAGCCUAUUCUCAUUGAGCUAGAUCAUAAUGCUCAGCCCUCUCCGGAAAAUCUUCCAAGAGUCUGGUGGAUUGGGACUGGACUUGCUAGCUCAUUCCCGUUUCAUGCUGCACGGGAUACCAGUGCGGGUCCAUUUGAGAAUACAUUUUCCCGCGUUCUAUCUUCCUAUACCCCUUCUAUCAAGGCUCUUAGGUACUCUAGGGGGCGGUUUCCCCCAAGUGACUUGUCUAACGAACUUCCCUCCAAGUUACUCAUGGUGACUAUGGCGAAGACUCCUGGAGCUUGCGAAUUAGAUGGGGUGGAGGGCGAGACAUCUAUGAUUGAAAGAGCCCUAAAAGGUUUGGCUCAUAUCAAUGUUCUAGACCAACCGGAUGCUGCAACUGUUUUACGUCAAAUUCAUCAUUGUGACAUUGCCCAUUUUGCCUGCCAUGGAAUAUCCGACAUGAUAGAUCCCUCUCAAAGCGGUCUUUUAUUGAAGACAGCGACCGUCAAGCCAAAGCAGGAUCUCCUCACUGUUCGUGCAUUAUUCAAGCAUAACUAUCAACAGGCGAGGAUUGCAUACCUUUCUGCUUGUUCCACUGCAGAAAAUCGAGCAAAGGGCUUAGUGGACGAGGUGCUUCAUGUCGUGAGUGGCUUCCAGAUUGCCGGAUUUAGGCAUGUGAUUGGCUGCUUAUGGCCAGCUGAUGAUGGUGUGUGCGUGGAGGUUGCGAGGUCAUUCUAUGCGGAACUUUGUAAAAGUGGCACUUUGGAUUACACCGAUAGAGCUGUCUGUAUGGCACUGCAUAAAGCGGUUUGGGAAAUUUCGAUGAGUGUAGAGUAUAGGAACAGGCCUUUGCACUGGGCGCCCUAUAUCCACUGCGGCGCCUAA
This is a messenger RNA of Penicillium cataractarum, 4092 nucleotides long. Its product is annotated as CHAT domain-containing tetratricopeptide repeat protein. NCBI's taxonomy places the organism in Eukaryota, Fungi, Ascomycota, Eurotiomycetes, Eurotiales, Aspergillaceae. The record is from RefSeq and is a predicted model, not a curated record. The transcript has 2 exons. Gene Ontology annotation, molecular function: protein binding. Bases 1 to 4092 code for a protein of 1363 amino acids.